Messenger RNA from Colletotrichum scovillei, 1375 nucleotides. RefSeq names its product aldo/keto reductase. Gene Ontology annotation, cellular component: cytosol. Gene Ontology annotation, molecular function: aldose reductase (NADPH) activity. The transcript is spliced from 3 exons. NCBI's taxonomy places the organism in Eukaryota, Fungi, Ascomycota, Sordariomycetes, Glomerellales, Glomerellaceae. The record is from RefSeq and is a predicted model, not a curated record. Bases 299 to 1375 code for a protein of 358 amino acids.
GAUCCGUCUAUACUUCCUCAGGUAGUUGGCCAUGUAAUUAUGUACCUUUUCUGGCCAGAGGUGAAGGGGGAGGUGGAGGAGGAGACGCAUCGUCUAGCAUUUACCCGGCCUUUUGUGACCGCGACACAUUACCCUGAUAGUCUCGCUCUCUCCUUGGCUCUUGUUGCUCUCUUCGUCGAUAUAUAUACCGAGAUCACACACCUACCACCUCCGUCCCUUUCUUAUCCCGAGUGAGGUUUCUCCUUUCCAUUGAACUUUUUUUCCCCCCUCCUUCUCUUACUCCCGAGUCAAGAGUUGUAUGCUUGUUCUAUUCUCCAGAACACUCUCCCACAUCAAAUUACCCCGCCCCCGCAUUCUCAUCCAGGAGUUGUCGCAACAUCAACAACAUCGCCAACCCCUCCUCAGUAGACAUUACAUCCACUCAGCAACAGUCAAGAUGGCUUCCCAGACUUUCAAGUUGAACUCGGGAUACGAGAUCCCCGCUGUGGCUCUUGGCACCUGGCAAUCCGCCCCCGGCGAGGUCACAAAGGCCGUCUCCUACUCCCUCUCCGUCGGCUACAAGGCCAUUGACGGCGCCUACUGCUACGCCAACGAAGAUGAGGUCGGUGCCGGCCUCAAGGAGGCUUUCGCCAACGGUGUCAAGCGCGAGGACAUCUUUGUCGUCACCAAGCUGUGGGCCACCUACACCAUUGGCGACGACAAGGUCAAGGAGGGCCUGGAGAAGAGCUUGAAGAGUCUGGGUCUCGACUACGUCGACCUCUUCCUCGUCCACUGGCCCGUCGCAAUGAACCCCAACGGCAACCACGACAGGUUCCCCACCAAGCCCGACGGCUCCCGCGACAUCAUCCACAGCCACUCCCACGUCGACACCUGGAAGUCGGUCGAGAAGCUCCUCGACACGGGCAAGGUCCGCUCCAUCGGCGUCUGCAACUACAGCGUCAAGUACCUCGAAGAGCUCCUCCCGCAAGCCAAGGUCGUGCCCGCUGUCAACCAGAUCGAGAACCACCCGAGCCUGCCCCAGCAGGAGAUCGUCGACUACUGCAAGGAGAAGGGCAUCCAUAUUAUGGCCUACAGCCCUCUCGGCUCCACGGGUGGCCCCUUGCUGACCGCGGCGCCCGUCGUCAAGAUUGCCGAGAAGCGCGGCGUCAGCGCCGGUACCGUCCUGUUGAGCUACCACGUCGCGCGCGGCAGCACCGUGAUUGCAAAGUCGGUGACGGAGAGCCGGAUCAAGUCCAACUUGGAGAUUGUCAAGCUCGACGACGAGGAUCUGAAGGAGCUGCGGGCGUACUCUGACGAUUUGACGGCCAAGAAGGAGCUGAAGCGCUAUGUGUACCCGCCGUUUGGCAUUGACUUUGGAUUCCCGGAUAAGUCGUAG